AUGGGCGAAACCAUCGCGGAGGACUCGGUGUUCGAGGCCAAGGAUGGGCCACCCAUGAACGCCGAUGAGCUACGUCUGGCUCAGAUGGGCCAUACUCAGGAAUUGAAACGCCAUUUCAGUAUUUUAUCACUGAUCGGUCUAGCAUCCACGACAACAAUCUCUUGGACAGGCCUCGGACUGGGCAUUGUGACCGAAAUUAACGCAGGCGGACCCGGUGCAAUUAUUUAUGGCUUCAUUCUUGUUACUAUCAUGCAAUCCUUCUUGGGUGCCUCGCUGGCUGAGUUCGUUUCGAGUUAUCCAACGGAGGGUGGCAUGUAUCACUGGAUCGCCGCCGUGGCUCCAAAAAGACACAGUGCUUUCUUGAGUUUUUUGACUGGCUGGUUGACUGUCUGUGGUUGGAUAUUCACCACUGCAUCGACAAAUCUAAUUUUCGCUCAAGUCGUCCAAGCACUUUAUGCCCUUUACCAUCCUACCAUCGCAAUUAAAACCUGGGAGACCUUUGUCAUCUACCAGAUUCUGAAUGCUCUCACCGCUGCUGUGGUCCUUUUCGGGAACAAGAUCAUUCCAGCGUUAAACAAAUUCUCUCUUUUUUACUUGCAAAUUGGAUGGCUGGUUGUUCUUAUUACUGUUGUUGCAUGUGCCCCGACCCAUCAGAACAGUGAAUUUGUCUUCAGAACUUGGAUCAACAAUACCGGCUGGAGUAGCAACGGUAUCUGCUUUAUUACUGGCCUUGUGAACCCACUCUACAGUCUGGGGGGACUCGACGGCGUAACUCAUAUUACGGAGGAGAUGCCAAAUCCUUCUCGAAAUGCACCUCUAGCGAUUGCCAUCACUUUGUCCAUCGCGUUUGUCACCGGCGUCACCUAUUUAAUAGGUCUCAUGUUCAGCGUCCAGGAUUAUGCUGCCUUGUCAACUACCAGCACUGGCUUGCCCCUGGCCGAAUUGUUCCGUCAGGCGACACAAUCAGCCGGUGGUGCAUUUGGCCUCACCUUCAUUUUAUUUGUUGCCCUUGGACCAUGUGUCAUCUCAUCCCAACUUUCUACUUCGCGGGUCCUGUGGGCCUUUGCGCGUGACGAUGCCAUGCCGUUCUCCAAAGUAUGGGGGAAGGUAAGCAAGCGGUUUGGAAUUCCCUUCAAUGCGCAGCUGCUUGUUGCUGCCGCCGUUGCAGUGUUGGGCUGUCUGUAUCUUGGGAGCAGCACAGCCUUCAAUAGCAUGCUUGGCGCUGCUGUCACAAUCAACAAUGUUGCUUACUUGAUGCCAAUCUUGACGAAUAUGGGAACUGGCCGACGCAACAUGCACAAAGGCGCCUUCCACAUGGGCAAGUGGGGCUGGGUUAUCAAUGGCGUGGCCUUGGGUUGGCUUGUCUUUGCCAUCGUAUUCUUCAGCUUCCCUUACUCUAUGCCCCUUACAGUCGAGAAUAUGAACUACACUUGUGUUGUGGUGGGUGGUUUGCCUAUUCUCAUUUUAGUGUGGUGGUUCCUCGGAAGCAAGCAGUAUAAAGAGAAGAUUGCCAAUGCUAAGGAGGCUUAG
Messenger RNA from Penicillium macrosclerotiorum, 1530 nucleotides. RefSeq lists its product as uncharacterized. The coding region runs from base 1 to 1530 and encodes 509 amino acids. Gene Ontology annotation, biological process: transmembrane transport. Gene Ontology annotation, molecular function: transmembrane transporter activity. Gene Ontology annotation, cellular component: membrane. The record is from RefSeq and is a predicted model, not a curated record. The transcript has 5 exons. Lineage: Eukaryota; Fungi; Ascomycota; Eurotiomycetes; Eurotiales; Aspergillaceae.